Messenger RNA from Chaetomium strumarium, 489 nucleotides. RefSeq lists its product as uncharacterized. NCBI's taxonomy places the organism in Eukaryota, Fungi, Ascomycota, Sordariomycetes, Sordariales, Chaetomiaceae. The transcript has 2 exons. Bases 1 to 489 code for a protein of 162 amino acids. The record is from RefSeq and is a predicted model, not a curated record.
AUGGGCUUCGACUGCGGCUUUGACAUCUAUCCCAGGCUGGACCCGGCCAAGGAGACUGACAAACGGGCAUACCGUGAAUUUCUCGACGAAGUCAUCAACACAUACAAAGAUGCUAACGACAAGGAAGGAGGUCGGGAGGACGGCAAGGUCCUCCAGUUGCCCGAAGACCCUGGAGGCCGGCUGUCAAGCAAGCUUUACAUUACCUUCAUGGUCGGCGAAUGGCCGAGGAUGCCCGCGAGCCCCGAACGAUGCAACUAUUUUCUCCGCUUCAGCUCCAAGGUCAGCGGACGCCUGACGCAGUGCGCUGAGCCCUACAUCCGUGGCGUGCACCGGAUAGCCCGGAGGCAUUUCGGGUCUGAGGAUCCGACGAAGAGAUCGGGUUACUACAACUGGUCCGAGGUUUAUGAAGCGGACGAGAAACUCAAAGCACUAGCAAGUGGACAGGAACAAGUCGGGCAAUCAGCAAAUGGCGGAGAGGGGCAGCUAUGA